Molecule: messenger RNA, 1809 nt
Organism: Psilocybe cubensis
Lineage: Eukaryota; Fungi; Basidiomycota; Agaricomycetes; Agaricales; Agrocybaceae
Exons: 12
Coding region: 1-1809 (602 amino acids)
Biological process (GO): translational termination; ribosomal subunit export from nucleus; translational initiation
Molecular function (GO): ribosomal small subunit binding; ATP binding; ATP hydrolysis activity
Source: RefSeq, a predicted model, not a curated record
AUGUCGUCAGACAAGAUCACUCGUAUCGCCAUCGUCGAUUCUAACCGGUGCAAACCCAAGCGAUGUGCAUUAGAGUGCAAGAAAUCAUGCCCCGUUGUUAAAAUGGGCAAACUUUGCAUUGAAGUCAAGUCAACCGAUAAGAUCUCCUUCAUCUCUGAAUUCCUCUGUAUUGGUUGUGGUAUUUGCGUGAAGAAAUGUCCAUUUGAAGCCAUCGCAAUUAUCAACCUGCCCACAAAUCUAGAGUCAGAGGUGACACAUCGGUAUACUGCCAACUCCUUCAAACUCCAUCGUCUUCCUACACCACGACCGGGACAGGUAUUAGGGUUGGUCGGGACGAACGGUAUCGGAAAGAGUACAGCACUGAAAAUCCUUGCUGGAAAGUUGAAGCCAAAUCUUGGCAGAUACGAUGACCCUCCCGACUGGCAAGAGAUCCUCAAAUACUUCCGAGGAUCCGAACUCCAGAACUACUUCACCAAGGUUCUCGAGGACAAUCUCAAGGCCCUGAUUAAGCCUCAAUACGUCGAUCAUAUUCCCAAAGCCAUCAAGGGUAGCCUAACCGUUUCGCAAAUGCUCGACUCAAAGCUGGAGCGGGACAACAAACAGGAGAUGUGCGACGAACUUGAAUUGAAUCACGUUUUAGAUCGUGACAUCGCUCAUCUUUCUGGAGGAGAGCUCCAGCGAUUUGCUAUCGCCAUGUCAUGCAUCCAAAAGGCUGACGUUUAUAUGUUCGACGAACCUUCCAGUUACCUGGAUAUCAAGCAGCGACUCAAGGCUGCCGAAGUCAUUCGAUCUCUGUUGACCCCCGAUUGCUAUGUUGUAGCUGUAGAGCACGAUUUGUCCGUGCUUGACUACCUGUCCGAUUUCAUUUGCUGCUUGUACGGCAAGCCCUCCAUGUAUGGCGUCGUCACGAUGCCUUCCUCUGUUCGAGAAGGUAUCAACAUCUUCUUGGACGGUUUUAUCCCCACGGAGAACUUGCGUUUCCGUGAAGAAUCUUUGUCCUUUAAAAUGGUCGAGAACGCUGAAGAACUUGUUGUCGACAAGACCCGCCAUUAUUCUUACCCUUCCAUGACCAAGACCCUCGGAAAUUUCAAGCUGACCGUCGAGGCCGGCUCUUUCACCGACUCUGAGAUUAUUGUCAUGUUGGGAGAGAACGGAACGGGAAAGACGACUUUUGUCCGCCUGCUUGCCGGUGACACCCCCGAUGAGGAAACCGAUAAACAAUCGCUAGCUGUCAGUUUAAAGCCUCAGACAAUCUCCCCCAAGUUCCCCGGCACCGUCCGCAUGCUACUGCUCAAGCAGAUCAAAAAUGCUUUCAUGCACCCCCAGUUCCAAACGGACGUUCUUAAGCCCAUGAAUUUGGAGAACAUCAUGGAUCAGGAGGUCAAGACACUUUCCGGAGGAGAGUUGCAAAGGGUCGCUAUCGUUCUUGCUCUCGGCAAACCCAACGUCUCGGUCUAUCUUUUGGACGAACCUAGCUCUUUCCUUGAUUCCGAACAGCGUAUCAUUGCUAGCAAGGUUAUCAAACGAUUCAUUCUGCACGCGAAGAAGACUGCCUUUGUCAUUGAGCACGAUUUCAUCAUGGCCACCUACCUCGCCGAUCGUGUCAUUGUCUUCGAGGGUCAGCCUGCGCGCGCUGCCACUGCCACACCUCCCCAAUCGCUGUUGUCGGGUAUGAACCGCUUCCUUGCUUCGCUCGAAAUCACCUUCCGUCGCGAUCCCACCAACUUCCGCCCGCGUGUUAACAAGCGGGACAGUGUCAAGGAUCGCGAGCAGAAAGCCGCUGGCAACUAUUUCUUCCUCGAGGAAUAA